Magnolia sinica is the source of this 621-nucleotide messenger RNA. Its product is annotated as large ribosomal subunit protein uL22y-like. Lineage: Eukaryota; Viridiplantae; Streptophyta; Magnoliopsida; Magnoliales; Magnoliaceae. Gene Ontology annotation, biological process: cytoplasmic translation. The record is from RefSeq and is a predicted model, not a curated record. The coding region runs from base 53 to 604 and encodes 183 amino acids. Gene Ontology annotation, cellular component: ribosome; cytosolic large ribosomal subunit. Gene Ontology annotation, molecular function: structural constituent of ribosome. The transcript has a single exon.
UCGCCUCCAUUUUAGCUGCAGCACCAAACCUCUCGCGGCAGCAGCAGUAGCCAUGGUGAAGUAUUCGAGGGAACCGGAGAAUCCGACCAAGUCCUGCAAGGCCAGGGGAUCGGAUCUGAGGGUUCACUUCAAGAAUACCAGGGAGACUGCCCAUGCAAUUAGAAAGUUGCCCCUAGUGAAGGCAAAAAGGUAUCUCAAGGAUGUAAUCGCUCAUAAACAAGCCAUCCCCCUCCGGCGAUUUUGUCGGGGUGUUAGCCGUACUGCCCAAGCAAAGAACCGCCAUCCAAAUGGGCAGGGCCGCUGGCCUGCAAAAUCCGCAAAAUUCAUCCUGGACGUGCUCAAGAAUGCUGAGAGCAACGCCGACAUGAAAGGUUUGGAUGUGGACACGCUGUUUGUUUCUCACGUCCAGGUGAACCAAGCCCAGAAGCAGAGGCGCCGAACCUACCGUGCUCAUGGAAGGAUUAACCCCUCUAUGUCAUCACCUUGUCAUGUUGAGUUGAUUUUGUCUGAGAAGGAAGAACCUGUCAAGAAGGAGCCUGAUACUCAGUUGGCUCCAAGGAAACCCAAGAAAACUCAAGCUCUUCGCAAUGGGGAUUCGUCUUAAGUGGACCAUAGGUAGAA